Molecule: messenger RNA, 2015 nt
Organism: Phialemonium atrogriseum
Lineage: Eukaryota; Fungi; Ascomycota; Sordariomycetes; Cephalothecales; Cephalothecaceae
Product: acyltransferase family-domain-containing protein
Exons: 1
Coding region: 375-1910 (511 amino acids)
Biological process (GO): polysaccharide biosynthetic process
Cellular component (GO): membrane
Molecular function (GO): acyltransferase activity, transferring groups other than amino-acyl groups
Source: RefSeq, a predicted model, not a curated record
GGGGGGGACAGGGAGGAGGGGCAAGCAAUUUGCUGUAGCUGAAGAUCCUCAACCUGCUUCAGCGAUUACCCCCUCAGUGCCCUGUUAUCAACCUCGGCGAUACAGUCGAUUCAUUGUCUUCAGGUCUGCUCGUGAUGGCCACCCUGACCAGCUGUGACGCGUGUCUCUAAGCUGGCUGUUUGGUGCUAGAUGUCCCAUCACUGAGGCCAUCACCGCAUGAACCACAGGACGACACGGAACAAGGCGACUCUUACUCACGUUCUCUGGGGAACCUUAACAAGACUAUCAACAAGCAAGAGUGCCCCGGCGAGAGUGCGCCAGCUUAAACGGCCCUUACCACACCAUCAACAACAGUCUCCUGGCAUCUCACCACAAUGUCGCCCCAACACCAGGGCUGGGGUAUACUAGACGCCGGAGACGCCGGAGACGCCGGAGACGACUGGAAGGAGAUCAAGCAACCCGGCGUUGCGAUGGAGACGACCCGACCGAAAUCCGACUGGAGGCCCAUAUCAUCGCAACCAGCAAAGCACUACCUCCGCCGCGUCCGGUCGCUGAUAUUCCCCAAGCCCCGCCCGCCCGAGAAGCUGCGACGAACAGCCUACCUCGACGGCCUGCGCGGCUUCGCCGCCUUCCUGGUGUACUGGCACCACCACGAGCUCUGGGCGCACGAGUCCAACGGCACGACGGCCAUCUUCGACAACGGGUUCGGGCGCGACGGGCGGCGUUUCCUAUGCGCGCUCCCGGGCGUCCGCACGCUCUUCACGGGCGGCCACUUCGCCGUCGCCGUCUUCUUCGUCAUCUCGGGGUACGUGCUGUCGGCCAAGCCGCUGGGGUUCAUGCACGACGGGCGGCAAGGGCUGCUGGGCGACAACCUCGCGUCGGCGCUGUUCCGGCGAUGGCUGCGCCUGUACAUCCCGUUGGUGUGCACGACGUUCCUGUACAUGCUGUCGUGGCACGCGCUGGGGCGGCCGCUGCGGGUGCAGGGGGCGGAGCCGCAGGGCGGGCUGCGGGACGAGGUGUGGAACUGGUACGCCGAGUUCAAGAAUUUCAGCUUCGUGUUCACGACGGGGGGGAAGCCGUGGUUCUCGUACAACUUCCACACCUGGUCCAUCCCCGUCGAGAUGAAGGGCUCCAUCGUUGUUUACACCGCCCUGCAGGCCCUCUCCAGGGUCACCACGUCAGCCCGCCUAGCCUGCACCGCCGCCCUGGCAUUCUACUUCCUCUACAUCGCCGACGGCUGGUACGGCGCCGCCUUCCUGGCCGGCAUGCUGCUCUGUGACCUCGACCUGCUGUCCGCAAGGGGCGAGCUGCCCGGCCCGCUGGCCCGUCCGCUGUCCCGCCUCGGGGAGCCGCAGCGGCGGUUCCUGUGCUACCACCUCCUCGCGGCGGGGAUGUACCUAGGCGGCGUGCCGGCCGCGACGCUGGACGUGGCGGACCUGGGCAAGAACCGCGGGUGGUACUACCUGUCGCUGCUGAAGCCGCAGGCCGUCUUCGACUACAAGUGGUUCUACCUGCUGUGGGCGGCCGUCCUCGUCGUCGCGGCCGUGCCGCGCAUCGCGCCCGCCAGGCGCUUCUUCGAGUCGCGGUUCUGCCAGCACCUGGGCCGCGUGUCGUACGCGCUCUACCUCGUCCACGGGCCCGUCCUGUGGCUGCUGGGCGACAGGGUCUACGCUGCGGUCGGGUGGCACAGGGAGUGGCACGCCGAGAACAUCCCCGGCUGGAUCGACUGGCUCAGGCUGCCUGCCGCCGGCCCGCUGGGACUGGAGUUCUCCUUCCUGGCGCCGCAUGUCGUCCUCCUACCCCUGACCCUUUGGCUUGCGGAGGUCGGUACCAGGGUGUUUGAUGAGCCUGCUGUUAGAUUCGCUUCGUGGCUGUAUGGGAAGAUGUUGCCGCAGCCGGGGAAGAUGUAAUUAGUUAGGGCAUUGUAAUGGCAGUAAGAGUACAGCAACAUCUGCGAGACCAUCUGCGAGACCAUAUGCGAGACCAUAUGCGAGACCAUAUGCGAGACCAUAUGC